AUGGUGCGGCACACGCCUCGGCGAGGUUCGGGUGUGGGCACUGCAGCCCCAGCGGUUGCGUCCACAUCCAGAGCAAAGCACGGACCUGUUGCUGCAACAGCGGUGCCACAGCAGGCAUCCACACCCCCGUGCGAUGUCUCUGGAGAGGACCAUGCGUCCCAGCCAGGCGCCUCAGCGGAGACGCUUGAGGUGCCCAGCGACUUUGGGUGCGACGACUUGCGCCCUGCAGCAAGCGCAACCCGGGAUUCGGGCAAGCACCUGGAGCCGGACGCCGAACGGUUUGGCUCUUUGGAACAGGUGCGUCAGGAAGCCGAAGCAGGAACGGAACUGACGCGCUCUGCACUGGGUCCUCGCCAAGUGCGGAAGCGAGUGGUGCAGCGUCGGUCCGCGACAGGCGCUGCAGAGCGAGCCCCAGUGAGUACGCACCCGCCGUCUGAUGCGGCUCCAAGGAGCGGCACCUCUGUCGGAGGAACCAACACAGGACAGAGCGGGCAGGAUGCUUGGCACCCAGCGGGUGCUUCUGGACCGGAUGCCCCGGAAACCCCAGCUGCGUUCAUCACCAGUGCUGCUGUUCCCGAAAGCACCGGUGCUGAUCUUCGUUGGACGCCUGCUCCCUCAUCGGAGCAUCUCACCAGAGGCGCUGUCGUCAUGCGUUCGCCACAGGUCGACGGACCGGCCACAGCCGUCAUCAAGCGCUGUCCGAACUGCGGGGGUGAUGAUCUCGAGUUUGGUAGCAGUUCGGGCCAAACAGCGUGCAUGCUCUGCGGACAUGUCGUUGAGGAGAACACCGUAGUCAAUGAGCUCCAGUUCGUAGAGGGUGCUGGCGGUCACAGUGCCGUCGUAGGUCAGUUCGUACGCACCGGCAGCAGCGGAGCAGCGUCGCUGGGCGCAGCCGCUGCAGCCACCGCAGCCGGUGCGUCGCUGCUCUAUAACGCAUCCACGGCCGGUGUGACGCGUCUCACCAUAGGGCAUCGGGAGUCGCGGGAACUCACGUACGCAGCCGGACGCCGGAGAAUCGCCACCAUCGCUUCGCAGUUACACCUGCCGCCGCGGUUUGUGGAUGCAGCGCAUCGUUUGUUCACGCUGGCUGUCCAGCACAAUUUCGUGCAGGGCAGGCGUACCCAGACGGUGGCGGCUGCAGCGCUCUACAUUGUCUGUCGACGGGAGAAGACGCCGCAUCUGCUCAUUGACUUUAGCGAUACGCUGCGUAUCAAUGUGUACGUCCUGGGUCAUACUUAUCUGAAAUUGUGCCGCGUUCUGCAUUUGGCAUUGCCGAUCAUUGAUCCUUCGUUUUACAUUCACCGGUUUGCAAGUCGGUUAGAUCUGGGCGAGAAGCAGAAUGCAGUAGCGCAAACCGCACUGCGUCUGAUCAGUCGAAUGAAGAGGGACUGGAUCCAUACUGGGCGGCGUCCGGCUGGUCUCUGUGGGGCAGCACUGCUCAUUGCAGCUCGUAUGCACGGCUUCCGUCGCUCGCAGCGUGAAAUAGGUGCCGUCGUUCGUGUCGGUGAUAUGACCAUUCGCCAGCGACUCUGUGAGAUCGAAGAGACGCCCACUGGAACGCUCACUGGUCGAGAGCUUGCCGCCGAGUCGGGCUUGAUCGAAUCCGUUGCCGAGGAAGACACCACCGAGGCGCCUCUGGCGGCAACCGCGGAUACCUCCGCAAACGCAGUGUCACCUGAGGCAGUUGACACACUCGACGGCUGCGACCCGCCAGCGUUCCGGCGCCGGCACGCGUUGUCGUCGUCGUCGUCAUUGGAGUGGCUCGAGCAGCAACACCACGUCCUGGAACAGAGCAAGGCAGCUGAACAGGACAUUGUCGCGGAUACCUCGCUUACCGAGCAGGAGCGAGCUUUUCUGGAAGCCUCCGCCACUGCCGAGGGCGAGCGCGUACCCGUAACGGUACUGGUGGCACCGGCAACGUCCCACGGUGCAGUCUCGAACUACGUCGGCUCGGUGAGGCGCGAGGCCUCGGGACCCCUGGCCCCGCUUGGCGCUGCAGCGGAUGAGCGUGCCGCAAACCCGGUGACAACGGGCGUUAUCGCUGGUACAUCUGGUCUGUCGACGCGAUCCGGCCCCGAGGGCGGAGCGAAUUAUCGCUGGCUAAGCGACCGAGUCGAAGAGCUCAGCGACCUCGACUCCGAGGAGGAGGCUAUGUUCGUGUGCACGCCCGAGGAAACUGCCUUUCGGGAGAAAAUAUGGACGGCGAUGAACCAGGAAUGGAUCGAGCGUGAGGCUGAAAUCGCUCGUUGGGAACGCGACGAUCCCGAGCGGUACCAGCGUCUCAUGCGCAAACGAGAGUACAUGCGUGGUUUCUACAAAUCCAACGCCAGCAACAGCGCCGCUGCUGAAGCGCCCUGGAGUCACAGCGCCACAGCAACAGCAGCAGCAGCAGCAGUUGCAACAACAACGACAGCAGCAGCAGCAGCAGCAGCAGCAGCAGCAGCAGCAGCAGCGCCUGGUGGCGAGCGUCCCAGUACAGUUGCACCUGCCGCAGUCGAGGCGGUCGUGCGCUCCGUACGCGACGCUGUGCGCAGCGCAGUGACGCACUCGAAGCGUACGAGCAAGAAAAUCAACUAUGAUGCCCUAGAACAGUACGACCUUGGCGGCCGUGGCGACUCGAUUCCAACAAACGAUGCCGAAACAGUCGCAGUCGCAGAUGCUGCCGGGCGUCCAUCGCAGCCAGCACCGAGUCUGUUUGACUUUGGUGAUCAACCUGCACCCGAGAGACGACCACCGGUUGCGCAGUCGUCGAUACCAGCACCAACGCGCGUAGCGAAACGCGUUGUUCGGCAGCAGCAGCACCAUCAACAACAACAACAACGCGCCGCCUCCGCUACCCCUCAACCGACGCACCAGACAUGA
Messenger RNA from Cyanidioschyzon merolae strain 10D, 2862 nucleotides. RefSeq names its product RNA polymerase III transcription factor IIIB. Gene Ontology annotation, molecular function: RNA polymerase III general transcription initiation factor activity; RNA polymerase III type 3 promoter sequence-specific DNA binding; TBP-class protein binding. The coding region runs from base 1 to 2862 and encodes 953 amino acids. The record is from RefSeq and is a predicted model, not a curated record. Gene Ontology annotation, cellular component: transcription preinitiation complex; nucleus; transcription factor TFIIIB complex. Gene Ontology annotation, biological process: transcription preinitiation complex assembly; DNA-templated transcription initiation; transcription by RNA polymerase III. NCBI's taxonomy places the organism in Eukaryota, Rhodophyta, Bangiophyceae, Cyanidiales, Cyanidiaceae. The transcript has a single exon.